This is a messenger RNA of Penicillium maclennaniae, 174 nucleotides long. RefSeq names its product YqaE/Pmp3 family membrane protein. The record is from RefSeq and is a predicted model, not a curated record. Lineage: Eukaryota; Fungi; Ascomycota; Eurotiomycetes; Eurotiales; Aspergillaceae. The coding region runs from base 1 to 174 and encodes 57 amino acids. Gene Ontology annotation, cellular component: membrane. The transcript is spliced from 3 exons.
AUGCCUUUCACUGCCUCUGACAUCUGCAAGAUCAUCUUCGCCAUCAUCCUGCCUCCUCUGGGUGUCUUCCUGGAGCGCGGAUGUGGUGCUGACUUACUGAUCAACAUCUGUUUGACCAUCCUUGGUUGGAUUCCUGGUGUUAUCCACGCCUUCUACAUCAUUUUCAAAUACUAG